AUGGGCGCAACAACACUCACAGUAUUCGGCGUCAUCGCCUUGGCUUCGAUGGUACUAGGGCAACAAUUUCCCGGAAAUUUCCCUGGCAAUGGCAACGGCAACGGCAACGGAAAUGGGUUUGGAAAUGGCAACGGCGGCAACGGUUUCGGAGGAAACUUCAACAAUUUUGUCGGCUUCAACAUUCAGGAGGCGAUGCACACAAGAAGAAUCCACGGCAUAUUAGGAACAAUCGCCUUCGUCAUCGUGUUUCCCAUCGGCUCGAUCGCCAUGAGGAUCAUUCCCGGACGCUUCAGCUGGCUUAUCCACGGUCUCAUCCAGAUGGCCGGCUUCGUUCUCUACAUCGCUGCUGCCGCACUGGGUAUCAAGUUGACGCAGCAAGUCACAUUUGGUGGAACAAGUUUGUAUGAGAUCAGCACCAUUAACUUCCACCCAAUUAUCGGCCUUGUCCUCCUGGCCAUCUUCUUCUUUCAACCCAUUUUCGGCUACAUCCAUCAUGUUCAAUUCAAGAGGUACGGCAUCCGUCAAAUCUGGUCACACAUCCACCUGAUCAUUGGCCGCCUCCUCAUUCCGCUCGGCAUCAUCAACGGCGGUCUUGGCCUAUACAUCUCUAACUCUCCCAAAGAGUUCAAGAUCGCCUACGCCAUUCUCGCUGCCGUAUUUGGCAUUACAUGGAUCUUCGUCUCGGUCAUCAGCGAGAGCCGUCGCAGCCGCCAACCGGCCGUGGUGGUCGUCGAGGAACACAAGCUCAGGAAACGGUCCCAUGGUCGCAACAGCGGAAGCCGGGGCUCGUCGGAUUCGGACCCGAAGAUUUGA
Molecule: messenger RNA, 813 nt
Organism: Colletotrichum abscissum
Lineage: Eukaryota; Fungi; Ascomycota; Sordariomycetes; Glomerellales; Glomerellaceae
Exons: 3
Coding region: 1-813 (270 amino acids)
Source: RefSeq, a predicted model, not a curated record